Astyanax mexicanus (Mexican tetra) is the source of this 2666-nucleotide messenger RNA. It is a transcript of the gene kif2c, whose product is annotated as kinesin family member 2C. Gene Ontology annotation, biological process: microtubule-based movement. NCBI's taxonomy places the organism in Eukaryota, Metazoa, Chordata, Actinopteri, Characiformes, Acestrorhamphidae. The transcript has 22 exons. Gene Ontology annotation, molecular function: ATP binding; microtubule binding; microtubule motor activity. The coding region runs from base 164 to 2269 and encodes 701 amino acids. The record is from RefSeq and is a predicted model, not a curated record.
AACAACUUCCGGUGACGCUUUUUGAACGGUUGGCGGUUUAUUAGAGUUCAGAUUCUGAGAGAAACAGGUCCUCCUGUAUACCGGAUUAUAUACAGGUUUAUUCCGGAUUAUAUAAGGGUUUAUAUCUGAUACUCCGCGGUGAAGAGAGCUGUGUGGAGCUAAAAUGGAUCCGGCGGCCGCGAAACUUCUGAUCGGGAUCGCUGUGAGGAUCAGCCGCAGCGACGGUCGAGUCCACAGUGCCACGGUGAAAUCGGUAAGCGCUGCGAAGUCUACGGUGCAUGUGGAAUGGAUUGAAGACGAUAAGACUAAAGCUAAAGAGAUCAAUAUGAGUGAAAUUUGUGAGCUCAAUGCGGAGCUAAUUAAUCACCUGCAGCCACCGAGCCAGGCGGCACCGUCCCCUGUACCCACCACCAGCAACGGGCGCCCACCCAAAACAGAGAAAGACAAAAAAAUGGAACUUCCUCUAAAGCCGUCAAAGAUUCCUCUAACCACAGAGUCUGCCCCUCCGGCGCCUCCUCCAGAGGAGUCAGUUCCCAGGAGGAUGACCACACGCCAGACCAUUUUCUUUGCGUCGGCGCUCCCGUCGUCCGGCUCUGCGAUGGCUGCUGAAGAGACUCCCACAUCUACCAUUCCCAGACCAUCAGGAUUACCGAGUUAUCAGAGGAGGCAGGCUGCCAAACCCCUGUCUCCCACGCUGCCCACCAUCGAAGCAGUUUCUGAGAGCGAGACCUCAAAACGAGCCUCUGUGGCCCCACCAAAUCCACGUCUAUCACGAGUUCCAGAUGUGAAUAAAGCGGCAAACAAACGACUUUCCAUCUCCACCAAAAAUCCUGAGACUCAGAUAAAGAAAGGAAAGUAUGGAAGUGUAAACCGACCCAACAAGCAGUUUUAUCAGAUGAUAGAGGAUUACCGUGAGACUCUGGAGAAAAUUCCUCUGACUUUGGCUGAUCCUGUGGAGCUUCACAGAAUUUGCGUGUGUGUGCGGAAGCGGCCAUUAAAUAAAAAAGAAAUAACCAAGAAAGAGAUAGAUGUAGUGAGUAUUCCUGGAAAUGGAGUCCUCCUGUUCCAUGAGCCCAAACAGAAAGUGGACCUCACCAAAUACCUCGACAACCAGGUGUUCCAUUUUGAUUAUUCGUUCGAUGAGGACACCUCCAAUGACUUGGUUUACAGGUUCACUGCCAAACCACUGGUUAAAACUAUUUUUGAGGGUGGCAGGGCUACAUGUUUUGCAUAUGGACAAACGGGCAGUGGAAAGACUCAUACGAUGGGCGGAGACUUCUCUGGAAAAGCUCAGAACAGCUCUAAGGGGAUCUAUGCCCUCGCAGCGCAGGACGUGUUUCUCCUCCUGCAGCAGAAGAGAUAUACUGACAUGGAUCUGUGCCCAUAUGUAACCUUUUUUGAGAUCUAUAAUGGCAAGGUUUUUGAUUUACUGAACAAGAAGGCGAAGCUGCGAGUUCUAGAGGACGAGAACCAGCAGGUCCAGGUCGUCGGACUGCAGGAAAUGCCGGUCUCGUCUGUUGAUGAUGUCAUAAAAAUGAUUGAGAAGGGCAGUUCUUGCAGAACAUCUGGCCAGACGUUUGCCAAUGCCAACUCGUCCCGGUCCCACGCGGUGCUGCAGGUGAUCCUGAGGCGGCGUAAGCAGCUUCACGGGAAGUUCUCUCUGGUGGACCUGGCGGGGAACGAGCGAGGUACGGACGUCAGCAGCAACGACCGGCAGACUAUGGUGGAGACGGCGGAGAUCAACCGCAGCCUUCUGGCUCUGAAGGAGUGUAUCCGAUCGCUGGGGCAGAACAGUGAGCACAUCCCCUUCAGGAUGAGUAAACUCACCCAGGUGCUCAGAGACUCCUUCAUCGGAGAGAACUCCAGAACCUGCAUGAUCGCUAUGAUCUCACCGGGUAUGAGCUCCUGUGACUACACACUGAAUACACUACGAUAUGCUGACAGGGUGAAGGAGCUGAAUGGAGCGUCUAAAGGAGUGGUUCAGGAGAACACGGGGUUAAUAGAGCAGCUGGAGGAGAGCUGCAGCUCCUCAGAGGAAGAGAAUAUUGAUUCAGAACUUGUAAUGACGAGCAUCUCUGAGAUGGAGGACAGGUUCUAUGAAGAUCUGCAGGGGGCCAAUCAGAUCGCCAGAGCCAUGGAACACUCGUCAUAUGAUAUAGUAAACGGCCUGCCAGAGAUUGAUGUAUAUAUGGAGAAACUGCAAGGAUCCUAUCAGGCCCUGCGUUCAGCUAUCGAGGCACUGAAGACCAGAUCGUCCAAUCUGGCGUGACACCAGAGUACCAAUCAAACCAAAUUUGUAGUUUUUUUUUUUUUUGCAGGCGUGUCUAAACCAUUUCUGUAAUUUAACCCUUUCCUGUUUUAAAACAAAAUCCUUAUAAAUGUUUUUGCUGUAUGUUCAGAUUAUGUUUAACUGUUUAACUGGUUGGUUUGAAUAAAUCAGUUACCGUGUUUAAUUGUUUAAAUAAACGCUUCUGGCAGUUUAGGAUUUUGUUUUUUCUCAAACCCAGUUUCUCACGCAACAACCGGCCCCCGCCCACAUAAGCUUAGAAAUCAGAUGUCACAAUUACAUUAUCAAUUUUUAAUAUACUGUAUUAAUUUGAUCAUUUAGCUGAUCUUUUUAUUACCCAUCGUUUACCUAACAAGUGAAUAAAUUGGUGUCAAGUUUU